Messenger RNA from Cottoperca gobio, 3242 nucleotides. RefSeq names its product receptor-type tyrosine-protein phosphatase H-like. The record is from RefSeq and is a predicted model, not a curated record. The transcript is spliced from 15 exons. Bases 144 to 3023 code for a protein of 959 amino acids. Gene Ontology annotation, molecular function: protein binding. Lineage: Eukaryota; Metazoa; Chordata; Actinopteri; Perciformes; Bovichtidae.
UCUAUGAUGAUUUGGUGAGCAGCUGGAGAUGGUCCCUGAGUGACAGCAGCUUCUAUAGUGAAGGAGAGACAGAGUUCAGAAACUGGUAUCCUGGUGAGCCCGACAAUCAUGGAGGACAACAGUACUGUGUGGAGCUCAGUCCAAUGGGAAAUACUGGCAGUUGGAGAGACACUGAGUGCAGCCUCCAGCAUCACUUUGUGUGCGACAACGGUACAGUAAACGGCACAUCAUCCUUUGUCAAGGUCGACACAUCUUUAAAUUGGACCGAAGCUCAGAGAUACUGCAGGGAAAAUUAUGUUGAUCUCGCCAGAAUACAAAAUGAUGCAGACAAUCUCUUAAUCGCAAACCUGACAGCUGGGAACGUUGUGUGGAUCAGUCUGCACCGGGAGAAACUGUGGUCUGAUGGGAGCUCAGCUGGGUUUCGAAACUGGGCCGACGACCAACCAAACUCUGGCGGAGAGCAAUGUGUCACCACAGCGUUCAAUGACUCAAGGCGAUGGUCAGAUGAUAACUGCUUCCUCAGUUUCCCAUUCAUCUGUUACACAACAGCUCCUCCAAACGCAGAAAGCUUCAGAUCAACAGGACAAGAUGAGAGCAGUAUCACUCUGCAGUGGAAUAAAGUGAACAACAAUGUCAGCUUCAUCCUGCAGUUUAAUGGUACAGAGAUGAACAUCAAUGCAUCAGAUGGAGAUGGACCAGUAACUCACACAGUCUCAUCGCUCACUGCUGGAACUAAAUACACAUUCACUCUCUUCUCUGUGUUUGAGAACGUCAGAAGCAGUGGAGAAAACAUUACUGCAGUCACUGCUCCUCCAAACGCAGAAAGCUUCAGAUCAACAGGACAAGAUGAGAGCAGUAUCACUCUGCAGUGGAAUACAGUGAACAACAAUGUCAGCUUCAUCCUGCAGUUUAAUGGUACAGAGAUGAACAUCAAUGCAUCAGAUGGAGAUGGACCAGUAACUCACACAGUCUCAUCGCUCACUGCUGGAACUAAAUACACAUUCACUCUCUUCUCUGUGUUUGAGAACGUCAGAAGCAGUGGAGAAAACAUUCCUGCAGUCACUGCUCCUCCAAACGCAGAAAGCUUCAGAUCAACAGGACAAGAUGAGAGCAGUAUCACUCUGCAGUGGAAUACAGUGAACAACAAUGUCAGCUUCAUCCUGCAGUUUAAUGGUACAGAGAUGAACAUCAAUGCAUCAGAUGGAGAUGGACCAGUAACUCACACAGUCUCAUCGCUCACUGCUGGAACUAAAUACACAUUCACUCUCUUCUCUGUGUUUGAGAACGUCAGAAGCAGUGGAGAAAACAUUCCUGCAGUCACUGCUCCUCCAAACGCAGAAAGCUUCAGAUCAACAGGACAAGAUGAGAGCAGUAUCACUCUGCAGUGGAAUAAAGUGAACAACAAUGUCAGCUUCAUCCUGCAGUUUAAUGGUACAGAGAUGAACAUCAAUGCAUCAGAUGGAGAUGGACCAGUAACUCACACAGUCUCAUCGCUCACUGCUGGAACUAAAUACACAUUCACUCUCUUCUCUGUGUUUGAGAACAUCAGAAGCAGUGGAGAAAACAUUCCUGCAGUCACUGCUCCUCCAAACGCAGAAAGCUUCAGAUCAACAGGACAAGAUGAGAGCAGUAUAACUCUGCAGUGGAAUACAGUGAACAACAAUGUCAGCUUCAUCCUGCAGUUUAAUGGUACAGAGAUGAACAUCAAUGCAUCAGAUGGAGAUGGACCAGUAACUCACACAGUCUCAUCGCUCACUGCUGGAACUAAAUACACAUUCACUCUCUUCUCUGUGUUUGAGAACGUCAGAAGCAGUGGAGAAAACAUUCCUGCAGUCACUGCUCCUCCAAACGCAGAAAGCUUCAGAUCAAUAGGACAAGAUGAGAGCAGUAUCACUCUGCAGUGGAAUAAAGUGAACAACAAUGUCAGCUUCAUCCUGCAGUUUAAUGGUACAGAGAUGAACAUCAAUGCAUCAGAUGGAGAUGGACCAGUAACUCACACAGUCUCAUCGCUCACUGCUGGAACUAAAUACACAUUCACUCUCUUCUCUGUGUUUGAGAACGUCAGAAGCAGUGGAGAAAACAUUCCUGCAGUCACUGCUCCUCCAAACGCAGAAAGCUUCAGAUCAACAGGACAAGAUGAGAGCAGUAUCACUCUGCAGUGGAAUACAGUGAACAACAAUGUCAGCUUCAUCCUGCAGUUUAAUGGUACAGAGAUGAACAUCAAUGCAUCAGAUGGAGAUGGACCAGUAACUCACACAGUCUCAUCGCUCACUGCUGGAACUAAAUACACAUUCACUCUCUUCUCUGUGUUUGAGAACGUCAGAAGCAGUGGAGAAAACAUUCCUGCAGUCACUGCUCCUCCAAACGCAGAAAGCUUCAGAUCAACAGGACAAGAUGAGAGCAGUAUCACUCUGCAGUGGAAUAAAGUGAACAACAAUGUCAGCUUCAUCCUGCAGUUUAAUGGUACAGAGAUGAACAUCAAUGCAUCAGAUGGAGAUGGACCAGUAACUCACACAGUCUCAUCGCUCACUGCUGGAACUAAAUACACAUUCACUCUCUUCUCUGUGUUUGAGAACGUCAGAAGCAGUGGAGAAAACAUUCCUGCAGUCACUGCUCCUCCAAACGCAGAAAGCUUCAGAUCAACAGGACAAGAUGAGAGCAGUAUAACUCUGCAGUGGAAUACAGUGAACAACAAUGUCAGCUUCAUCCUGCAGUUUAAUGGUACAGAGAUGAACAUCAAUGCAUCAGAUGGAGAUGGACCAGUAACUCACACAGUCUCAUCGCUCACUGCUGGAACUAAAUACACAUUCACUCUCUUCUCUGUGUUUGAGAACGUCAGAAGCAGUGGAGAAAACAUUACUGCAGUCACUGGGUCACAUUAUGUUGUUGGAUUGGAGGUCAGAUUAAAGUCAUUUGUUGAGCUGUCAGUCUCAGACAUGCAGCGUGUGAUGACGGAGCUCUUCAGACAAUACGGAUUGUCUCCACAGUUGAUUUCCCUGAAGGUUGUAUCUGUUCAGACAUGAGACCAGAGGGCGAAAGACGAGAUGAAAUGGAGUGAAAUGCUAAAACAUUGGAGGUUUUAAAAUGUAAUUUAGACUUUUCACAUUUUGUAUUACUUUCCUUAAAAAACUUAAAAUGAGAAAUCUAUUUUAUAAGAUUCCAGUGAAAUGAAGUUUUGACCUUUUGGAUAAUCACUUACUAACUUACUAAAAUGUAUACUGUUCAGCAAUUACAUGGUACAA